Sciurus carolinensis (gray squirrel) is the source of this 2617-nucleotide messenger RNA. RefSeq names its product LDL receptor related protein associated protein 1 (gene Lrpap1). Gene Ontology annotation, cellular component: plasma membrane; endoplasmic reticulum-Golgi intermediate compartment; cis-Golgi network. NCBI's taxonomy places the organism in Eukaryota, Metazoa, Chordata, Mammalia, Rodentia, Sciuridae. The transcript is spliced from 8 exons. The record is from RefSeq and is a predicted model, not a curated record. Gene Ontology annotation, biological process: negative regulation of very-low-density lipoprotein particle clearance; negative regulation of receptor internalization. Gene Ontology annotation, molecular function: lipase binding; very-low-density lipoprotein particle receptor binding; heparin binding. Bases 26 to 1111 code for a protein of 361 amino acids.
GCGGGGCCCGGAGCCGCAGAGGAAGAUGGCGUCGCGGAGGGAGACGCUCUCCGGGCCGCGCGGGCUCCAGCUGUCCUUGCCGCUACUGCUGGCGCUUCUGCUGCUUCGGCCCUGGCCUGCGGCGGCCCAUGGCGGCAAGUACUCGCGGGAGAAGAAUGAGCCCGAGCCGCCCGCGCAGCGCGAGCCCGGGGAGGAGUUCCGCAUGGAGAAGCUGAAGCAGCUGUGGGAGAAGGCCCGGAGGCUCCACCUCUCUCCUGUGAAGCUGGCAGAGCUCCAUGCUGAUCUGAAGAUUCAAGAAAGGGACGAGCUGAACUGGAAGAAACUGAAGAUUGAGGGCUUAGACGAGGACGGGGAGAAAGAGGCAAAGCUGGUUCGCAAUCUCAAUGUUAUCUUGGCCAGGUAUGGUCUGGACGGGAGGAAGGAGGCCCAGCUGGUGCACAGCAACUCACUCAGUGACAGCACCCAGGACGACGGGCUGGGGGACCCCAGGCUGGAAAAGCUGUGGCACAAGGCGAAGACCUCGGGGAAGUUCUCCAGUGAGGAACUGGACAAGCUGUGGAAAGAGUUUCUGCACCACAAAGAGAAGGUGGCCGAGUACAAUGUCCUGCUGGAGACGCUGAGCAGGACCGAAGAGUCUUAUGAAAACGCCAUCAGCCCCGAUCUGAGCCAGGUCAAGGACGACGUCCUGUACAGCAAGCACGGGGAGCUGAAGGACAGGCUGCGCAGCAUCCACCAGGGCCUGGACCGCCUGAGGAGGGUCAGCCACCAGGGCUACAGCCCCACGGCCGAGUUCGAGGAGCCCCGCGUGAUUGACCUGUGGGACCUGGCCCAGUCUGCCAACUUCACUGAGAAGGAGCUGGAGGCAUUCCGGGAGGAGCUCAGACACUUCGAGGCCAAGAUCGAGAAGCACAGUCACUACCAGAAGCAGCUGGAGGUCUCGCACCAGAAACUGCAGCACGUGGAGAGCCUCGGGGACAGCGAGCACGUCAGCCGGAGCAGGGAGAGGCACGCGCUGCUGCAGGGGCGGACCCAGGAGCUGGGCUACAAGGUGAAGAAGCAUCUGCAGGACCUGUCCAGCAGGAUCUCGAGGGCACGGCACAACGAGCUCUGAGGGCAGAGGCCCCCUGGCGCUGCCCAGGGGCUGCGGUGGUGUCACCUGCGAGGACAGACUGGCCGUGAGGGUGGCAGGGAGCAUGUUUCUCAAGCCCAUUGGAACCAGCAUUCUCAGCCCACCGUCUGGCCUGGCCUCUGGGUGGUGGCUUCCUGUGUCUCAAGCAGAGGUGGCCAUCACCAUCCUAGUGAGGACUGGAGUCCAGCUGGGUCCACAUCAAGGCCCUGUGAAUCUUCCCUGGAAACAUGGAGUACGGAGCCCAAGAGCCACGGUGUGGUGUCUCAGUGUCCCGUCACUGCCUCGUCUCAGGGUCUGUGGCCACACGCUGACCGGAGCCAGCGCUUUUCCACCAGUAGGCGCUUCCCCUGAGCACCCUUGUCCUCUCCUCUUCUGGCCCCUGAUGGCCUCUGCCCCCAGGUCUCUGCAGUCACCCUGUCCACCCCUGUGGCCUGGAGAGUUGAGGUUCCAGGGCAGAUCGCAGAGGAGGGCCAGAGGCUGUGGUCAGGGGAGGCUUCUCCUUUCACCUCUGCAGCUUUAGGGACUUGGGAGACCCUGACAGGUCCCCACCCCCAGCCUCAGUAUCACUCGCCAUCCCAGGAAGCACGGCUGCUGAGGCUUCUCUGCCCCCGGCUGACGGUCAGGCCUGGCACAGGCGGGGUCAGCGUGGCUCCCACACCUGAGCCUGGAAGAGGCCCGCUGGACUUGGCAGCGUCUGGGUCUCGGCUGAGAGCUGAGGUUGCCCCACAGGAGGGUCAUCCAGCCUCGAUUUGUAAGAAACACCAAGGUCGAUGGUCGCACCCUGAGGGGCUCUGUGCCCUGCAGGGCAGAGCAUAUAGUGCAAGGUCUCCCCACCCACAGAGCAUGUGCCACUGUCCAGGCCAGCUGGGUGUGUCCCCCAGCUGGGUGACGGACUACCCAGAGACCGCGGCAGCAUCUGAGGCCAGGAAGUGCUUGUGUGCAGUGCCCGGCCACAUACUUGGGUACCCAGCAAGGGGCCCAUAUACAGAGCAUGGCCCUCAUGGGGUUCACAGUCCAGGGUUUGGGGGUGCAAGGCCUGAGAUAGGACUGGACACAGGGCAUGGAAGGGACAGAGGACACCAAGGUCAGUCUGCCCUCUGCAGUCAGGGAUACACUUUGAAGUGUGCAGGAGAAACAUGCUGCUUCUCCAAGGUUUGGUGUCCUAUGGCCCUGCCACUGGGGCCAAGGCUGUGUCUGGGUGCUUUUGUAACUCCUGAAGUAUUUUGCUGAAGGAAAGCACAUGUCCAUAAAAGCACUCCAGCGUCACACACACCCAGGGAAGUCUCCUCAGUGGGUGUGUGGAAUGUUGCCACUACCCCUUUCCCCAAGCUGUCCACUCCCCUCUCCUUGACCAGGCAGGGUUUCCCGGGUAAAAUUACACGUUGUGUGCCUGUGUGUGGUAUCACGUCUGGCUUCUUACAGUCAGACUUGGUGAGAUUCAACUUUGUUGUCCAUUAGCAGGAAUAUGUUCCUUUUCAUUGCCUUGUA